AGAGUAGUAGUAGUCUUACGUUUCGCCAGUAUCGACGUGUUCCUCAUCUGGUGGGGCACAGAGUGAGUUCUGGAGUUCUCAGUGGUUUCGUUUAAUCAUUCGCCGGGUAGUGUUUUUUUUAUUCGUUUUUAUUUUCUUGCUAAGAAUCGCAUCUGCUUGCGGUUUGUGAUAAGCAGCGAGGUUGGCUUGCGGUUUUGUUGGGCUGUAGCGAAAAAACAAUCCCAUUGGAAGGUUCAGUUAUUUUUUUUUCGUUUCGAAUACUUUCGGUUUAUCAAGAAAGGGUGACCUUUCGACGGGCUGUGAGCGCCAAAACUAGUGAAAUUUAUGAUAGGAUAUCUUGGAAAGGACAAAAAACUAAAACCAAUCGGCUUUUCGAACAGCAACUACAACUUCCAAGUACUUGAGUCAAACUUGCAUGUUAGAACGGGUUGAGUUCGCAUAAUUAAUGAAGCUGUCUUUUGGAAGUCCCCCCGUGCAACUUGUACGACUGUAAACGUGGUUCCGUGUUAUAGUAGUAGCUAGUACUAGCAAAGUGCAUUCUCCCACGCGACUGAUUUACCGGUUUUGGUUCGUCACACAUUAAUAAACCACGAAGGGCUUUUGCGGUUGCUGAUUGCGGUUCGAUUGGAUUUUUCGGUGGGGUGAGAGGACCGCCAUUCGAUUUCCGGUUUACCCCCUUCUACUCAACUGGGAUGGAUGACUUUAAUUGAAUAAAGGGACACACGAUAGAAGCAGGACUAAAGUCAGGACCGUCAGGAGGUCGUGAUCGUUUAUUGCACGCGAGACCGGAAAUGCGGUCAUUCGAAAUGUGCAUCAGUGUCCUCGGCAAAGACGACGGGGCACAACUUUGGCUGGCGACGACGACGUAGUGGCAUUUGUGUUGAAAAGUUGGUCAUUUUGUACUGAUCGAAUCUCCGUUUUAGUGUUGUAACAUGAUGUGUGCCCAGUAAAAGAGUCUAAAAGGGGCUCCCUGCAUCAGUCAGCUGAAACAUCAUGCAAUUUUAAUGAAAGAGUGACCACGAGCUACAUAACAGGAUCGCUAUAUCUAGUGAAGCGAAAAAAAAGAAGUAAAAAACGACAAUCGUAACGAAAGUGUCCUUAAUUCGUAUUUUUCCUUGACGUGUGGAGAAAUUUUCCUGCCACGGACCCGCCAAUGGGACAUCAUUCGCACACAUCGGAGCUAUUUUAGGUCGUUCGUCGCCGUCGAUGAAUGACAAGGAGCAAACAGCGGCGUAGAUAAGAAAAAAUGAUAAUUUUCCUAUACCUGAUACUGGUGCUGGCCUGGGCCCUGCUAAUCAUCAUUCUCAAAUGCAAGAAAGCCCGUGCCAAACGACUGGCCGAACUGGAAGAAGCCGCCCAGCAAGUGCACGUGGUACAGAUCGGUUCCAAUCUGUACGACAUCAUGUCGAUCCAUCAUCAUCAUCAUCGACACCCAUAUGGGACCAUGUACGACUGUCUAGGCACAGGUGCCGGAGACCACCAUCACCAUCUGCAUUCCUCAAGUGGGCGAAACGCUGGGAUUUCCCACUCGAAUGCGGCCUUCGUGGGCGAUGAUGGGAGUGUUUAUCCGGGCAGCAAUAUUCCCCCUCUGGAGCCACCACCUUCGUACGACGAGGUGAUACGACUGCCCGCCCAUUAUCCGAAGGUGGAAACGUUUGUCCCGGAGAUGGUGGUACCACCACCCUCUUUUACGCCCACCGGAAUGCCGCCGACCAUAACCGGAGGUAGUCUUAGUCUGCCGAAUGCCGUUUCCGAUGUCAACGGAAAUCAGCAACAGCAGGAGGCCAGACCCAUUGGGACCGUUGAGGAACCUCGUCCAGUCAUUGGGGCCGCCAGCAGUGGGCGCGUCAAACCGACUCACAAAACGACAACGACGACGACGACGACGGCCACCAAUUCAACAGGGUCGACGACCAACACCUAACCUGAACCUAGUCCGUGUGAUAGUUACAUAAUAAGGUUUUCGUUGUUAAAUUUUUUAGAAGUUAUGUUUUGUAACAGCAGCAGUACAACACUCUUAGUGAAGCACAUCUGAGCUUAAAGAACGAUAAGUUGUCAAAGGAACUGAGAAUCGUGUUGGUCUGAAUAAAUAAACGUUAACAUUAGAAGUCAAUGGCCAGUUUAGCAAACACGACCUAAUUCUAGUUUGAUUCUAAUUUUAUAAGCAGGAGGUUUAUCCAAAGCAAGUGUGGCUCAAAGUCCCACUGUUGUCAUUGCAAAUGUGCAUUUCUGUGAGCUAUUAGAAACAUGUAGUUAGUCUCAUGAUGUAGCGUUUAGAAGAUUCACCAGAAUGAAAAAUAAAUAAAUCAUAUCAUUU
Molecule: messenger RNA, 2317 nt
Organism: Uranotaenia lowii
Lineage: Eukaryota; Metazoa; Arthropoda; Insecta; Diptera; Culicidae
Exons: 3
Coding region: 1247-1924 (225 amino acids)
Source: RefSeq, a predicted model, not a curated record